UUGCGGAAAAAAUUAAAAACGCGCCAGAAACAUAUUCGAAUCGCCGAUUCCUCUCCAGCCGGGUGGAAAACAGUAAAUGAAUACCAGUCAAGAGAAAUUGCGGACAACUCGGAUGACGAGAAGAAAAUUCGAAGUGCGGAAAACCGUGCCCUCCGACAACAAAAACAAGGGCAGAACAGGCGUUUUCACCCAUAUGGCACCUACAAGACUCCCCCAGCGGCGGCGGCAGGCUCGGCAGCCCAGCUUAGUUCUUCUGUGUCUUCUGCUACUUCGUUUCAGCCAUUCACAUACCAGCAACAGCCCUUUCGUGGCAAAUCUGCACGGCGUCAACCACAGCCCAGUGACGUGUGCUUCAACUGUUUUUCCACAGGACACUGGAAAACCAACUGUCCCAAAAACAAGUCACAAAGUCAAUGAUAAGUAUAAAGUUCCGGAUAGACGAAUAGAAGACGCUGUUUGUUGUUUGAAGAAAGUUAUUGGUCGUUUCCCAGAUAUAACAGCGAGAGAACUGGCACAAGUAGUUGGAAAAAUCAUUUCCAUGACACCAGUAAUGGAUAUAUUUAAAGUGGGCAGAUGGAUGGGCAUUAACAACGAAAGUAAAGAUCGCCGUCUUGAGGAACUCGCAUCAGAACUACCUCGAUAUUGUAUAACAUCCAAGGCUGACAACACAGCAAAACAAUACAGAUGUGGAAGAUUUGGUUAAGAAAGAG
This is a messenger RNA of Magallana angulata, 710 nucleotides long. RefSeq lists its product as uncharacterized. Bases 77 to 703 code for a protein of 208 amino acids. Lineage: Eukaryota; Metazoa; Mollusca; Bivalvia; Ostreida; Ostreidae. The transcript has 4 exons. The record is from RefSeq and is a predicted model, not a curated record.